GGAAAAUUUGACAAAGACUCUGAGUUCAGUGUUAUGAAACUUUACAAAGCACUUCAUGACGGUCAAGAGAUUGCAUUUGACUUAUGUAAGUCAUGUCAACCUUGCUUUGAAGAGAAGUUUAACUUCUCAAUAACGACUAAAACAAGCUUUAUUCGUAAGUUAAAGUUCUGA
Messenger RNA from Trichomonas vaginalis G3, 171 nucleotides. RefSeq names its product organellar and viral DNA polymerase type B. NCBI's taxonomy places the organism in Eukaryota, Parabasalia, Trichomonadida, Trichomonadidae. The annotation marks the transcript as partial. The transcript has a single exon. The record is from RefSeq and is a predicted model, not a curated record.